Molecule: messenger RNA, 4076 nt
Organism: Oncorhynchus kisutch (coho salmon)
Lineage: Eukaryota; Metazoa; Chordata; Actinopteri; Salmoniformes; Salmonidae
Product: tetratricopeptide repeat protein 9A-like
Exons: 3
Coding region: 609-1352 (247 amino acids)
Biological process (GO): negative regulation of apoptotic process; protein folding
Cellular component (GO): endomembrane system; mitochondrial envelope; cytosol
Molecular function (GO): protein folding chaperone; protein binding
Source: RefSeq, a predicted model, not a curated record
AUGUGACUGUUCGGGAUGACAUCAUGGUACCCAUGGGACCACGGAGCGCGCACCACAAAUCUACACUGCCUCUGCGCACAUAUGAGCGCAAUAUAUCUGACUUUUUUUAAAUUUAUUUUUAUAGGGAACAGGUUGCUGAACACACAAACGCGAGGCAUAGCUUGUUAUCGGCAGUCAUUAUCUAGUUGCUGCGGUUCUUCUUUUUGAGGUAGGCUACAGGCUACAGAAGAAGCGAGAUGCGCCACGCAUCAGGCUUUUGUCGAAAGAAAUCCAUGGCAGAGAUUCUAGAAUCAUGAUUAUAUAAGGAAAAGGAGAGUCGGAUGCACGCACGCCGAUUCCACCGUCACCAGAAGACUGGAAAAUAAAAGAUACAGGCUGUAACGUGCGAGCGAGGUGUCACAGGCUGGCACCAGUGUUGCCUAGCGCCAGACCACUUUGCGCCACAAGUAGAAAACAGGGGAUGCACAAAAACAGUGAAGACAACCGGGUACGAUGCAGGACUGAAUCUAUAUAUUUCCCCUAGAAUAACCAGACAGACGUUGUGUCGACUUGGCUAUCAUUUGAGUGUAAAGCGCGUCGAAUAAGUAGUCUAAUUUAUUAUCGAGAAGAUGAGUGUAAACCAGACUGGGUAUGAUGGCAUCUCUAGAGUGGAUGGUGUCACGGUAACGGGCGGCCUCAACAUCAGUGGUACCCCGAAGCUGCAACAGUGUGCUCAGCCUCCCGGUAACCGACCCAGGGAUGCCCGAUACCAGCAACACGGCGGUCGGCAGCACCAGCACGCCAGCUCCGCUGUCAAACCGCCUAAUUCUGAACGGUCCGAACCCGCGGACGUUGUGAAGCGCGCCAUUGACUUCAAGACGCAAGGCACACAGUGUUACAAGGAUAAGAAGUACCGAGAGGCGAUUGGCAAGUACCACCGUGCUUUAUUAGAGAUGAAGGGGUUGUGCCGGGUGCUGGGAGACCCUGAAGCCAGCUCUAAGUCUCCUUCCUCUGUGCUGCCUACUAUGACCAAAUCAGACAGCCUGACGGACGAGCAGAAAGGUGCCAUGGAGAACGCCGAGCUGGAGUGUUACAACAGUCUGGCAGCGUGCCUGUUGCAGAUGGAGCUGGUCAACUAUGAGCGUGUGAAGGAGUAUUGUCUGAAGGUGUUGCGUAAGGAAGGGGACCACUUCAAGGCUUUGUACCGCUCUGGAGUGGCCUACUAUCACCUAGGAGACUUCCACAAGGCCCUUCACUACCUCAAGGAGUCCCACAAACAGCAGCCAGCAGACACCAACGUUCUCCGUUACAUCCAGCUGACUGAGAUGAAGAUCCGUCGUUCUGCCCAGAAGGAGAAGAAAGAGACCGCAUAAACAACCAACACUCACUGUCUUAAUUGAUAACUGAGGCUUUGCCCGAAAUGGCACCCUAUUCCCUAUGCAGUGCAUUAGGUCCCUAUGUGCCCUGGUCAAAAGGAGUGCACUGCAUAGGGAAUAGGGUGCCAUUUGGGAUGCCGCCCACCUAACUUUUCACUCAACUGUCAAUUUGUACUUUUCUUCAUGCUCCACUCAGACCACGAUACAGGGUCUCUGUGUUUUAAAGGAUUUCUAUAUAGAUAUGCUUUACCCUUUUGCACAGCCACUUUAUCCUUCUUCGUCUUCGCCAAUUAUGUGAUUCAUACCAACGUGUGUACUUUAGUACUUAUGAGUAAUAUGUCAACUAUUUUAUACAGAUAUGCAGUACCAGUCAAAAGUUCGGACACACCUACUCAUUAAAACGUUUUUCUUUAUGUUUUCCAUUUUCUUCAUUUGUAGAAUAAUGGUGAAGACCUCAACACUAUGAAAUAACACAUAUGGAAUCAUGUAGUAACCAAAAAAGUGUUAAACAAAUCAAAAUAUAUUUUUAGAUUCUUUAAAGAAGCCACCCUUUGCCUUGAUGACAGAUUUGCACAUUCUUGGCAUUCUCUCAACCAGCUUCACCUGGAAUGCUGUUCCAACAGUCUUGAAGUAGUUCCGACAUAUGCUGAGCACUUGUUGGCUGCUUUUCCUUCACUCUGCUGUCCAACUCAUCCCAAAUCAUCUUAUUUGGGUUGAGGUCUGGUGAUUGUGGAGGCCAGGUCAUCUAAUGCAGCCGAAAGGACAGAUUUCCACCGGUCUAAUGUCCAUUGCUCAUGUUUCUUGGCCCAAGCAAGAGUGUGCAAAGCUGUCAUCAAGGCAAAGGGUGGCUACUUUUGAAGAAUCUCAAAAAAUAAAAUGUAUUUAGAUUUAUUUAACACUUUCUUUGGUUACUACAUGACUCCAUAUGUAUUAUUUCAUAGUUUUUGAUGUCUUCACUAUUAUUUACAUUGUAGAAAAUAGUAAUUUUUUUAAAGAAAAACCCUUGAAUGAGUAGGUGUGUCCAAACUUUUGACAGGUACUGUACAUACAACUGAAAUGGUGCAGCGGUCAGCCUUUUUUGGCGACCAUCUUUAAAGUUUAUGUGCAGACAUUACAAUGUUGCUGAACGUUAUAUAUAGUUGGCAAUGCACUACACUGCCAGGUCCAACGUGUAGAUUAGGGCAACAACACAUCUGAUGGAGUCAAAGUAACAGAUUUCACAGGAUGAAACAUGUGGCCUGUGAUUGGCUAAGUUAGCGUCUGCCAUCCCUCCCCCCUACUGACAACAUGUGUUUGUGUUCACCACGGAGUCACUGUUUGACAAACCUCCCACUUUUAGCCCAGGAUUCAAUCCAAUCGCGCUUUGUCCGCUUAUGCACGUGCAUUCACGGAGAUCACAUAUAAACGUGGCAUAUGUUAGCUUAAUCGGAAAAUUAUCUUUAAAAUGACGCAUUGUCCAAAUCGGUGAUCGGAUUGAAUCCCGGCCUUAGAUAUUGAGCCAAAACAACACUUGUGUUUUGUCUUUAUAGAUUAUUGAGAUUUGGCAAGAUGUGUUGAUAACUAUAAUAAUAAUAUAUAUAUAAUAUAUCUAUAAAUACUCUAUUUAGGUUAUAAGGGCACAAACACUGAAUAAAAAUAUAAACACAACAUGUAAAGUGUUGGUAUGUUUCAUAAAGCUGAAAUAAAAGAUCCCCAAAAUUGUACAUAUGCACAAAAAGCUUAUUUCUCUAAAUUUUAGUGCACAAAUUUGUUUACAGAGAAUUGAAUGUUCAUUUCUCUACCAUAUGCCGCCUCCAACGUCACAAAUUUGUUUACAGCCCUGUUUAGUGAGCAUUUUUCCUUUGCCAAGAUAGUCCAUCCACCAAAAGGCCACUCUAAAAUGUGCAGUUUUGUCACAGAACACAAUGCCACGGAUGUCUCAAGUUUUGAGGGAGCGUGCGAUUGUCAUGCUGACUUGCAGGAAUGUCCACCAGAGCUGUUGCCAGAGAAUUGAAUGUUCAUUUCUCUACCAUAUGCCGCCUCCAACGUCGUUUUAGAGAAUUUGGCAGUGCGUCCAACCAGCCUUACAACCACAGAUAACAUUUAUGGCGUCGUGUGGGCGAGCGGUUUGCUGAACGUUGUGUACAGAGUGCCCAAUGGAGGUGGUGGGGCUAUGGUAUGGGGCAGGCAUAAGCUAUGGACAACGAACACAAUUGCAUUUUAUCGAUUUUUUUAAAGGUACCUGUGACCAACAGAUACGUAUGUCUAUUCCCAGUCAUGUGAAAUCCAUAGAUUAGGGACCUAAUGAAUUUAUUUAAAUUGACUGAUUUCCUCAUAUGAACUGUAAACUCAGUAAAAAUUUUGAAAAUGUUGCAUGUUGGGUUUAUAUUUUUUUGUUCAGUGUAUUUGCUAAUUACAAGCUCAUUGUCAUGACACUUUAUCAGAAAAUAUAUUUAAAAAAGAGUAGCUUACUUUAUAAAAGAAAAUGCUAUAAGUAUGUUUUAAUUAUAUAAUAGCAAAGCUAAUUGUAUUUUGUUUGUAGAUGUAAGCAGGGGCAUUCCAUACACAAGAGUAUCUUUGAGAAACCCCCAAUUUACUGUUACGUUAUGUGUCUAAUAAAGGAGUUAUAAUUAUAUUUCUGAUUACAGUAAUUGUUUUGUUUUUUUGCACGUACCUCACCAUCAAAUCUUAAACUAUUAAUAGCACAUACCAACAAAUCAAAUUUCAUUCUCAGAAUAAAUA